AUGGGAAUUGAGAGGUCGGACCUUGUUGGGAGCUCCGCGUUAAUGCUUUUGCGUUCUCGGCCUCGAGUCGUCAUGAAUAGCGAGCUUUGGCGCUUGAAGAGUUAUGCUCUUAUUUCUGGUUUAGUUGAUUUUCUUUCGUUUAGUAGCUAUAGUUCUUUUCUCAGGUUUAUUUUGAGGGAUGUGCAGUUCUUUGCUUGGGUUCAGUUUUGGUUCUGUUCUUUUCGCCUCAGAAAAUCCCGGGUUUACUUAAGGGCGAUGGUUAGGCCGGAGCUCUGGCAGUACUCCCCGUUUUCUGAGUUUGGGCAAAUGAGCAUAGACUUGAACGUUUCUUGUCGAAAUGAUGGUGUCGAAGACAGUUAUAGCGGCAUUGCGGGUGAUGAUGCAUUUCGCAAUGAUGAAACUGGAAGGAAGGCUGCCGACUUGGAGGAACACGAUAUUAAGGUGAGCACCAGUCCCGUUGAAAAUGAAUCCAGUGGAGAUGAUGAAGAUGUACGAGAUUGCGAAGAUAGGGAAGAUUCUAAUCGUUUUAAUAAUUUUGAUAAUGGUGGAAAUGGUGAGACAGAAGCAGUUCAUUGCUCCGUGCAAGUUUCAAAAAAAAUAGUGGAAGAUGUGAUAAAUGUGGGAUGUUACGUUGACACUUUGGAUGAGGUUCAUGUGUUGUAUCGUGAAUAUGGAAGAUUGUGUGGUUUCUCUGUUAGAAAAGAAAGUCAAUGUUAUUUCCUGAACACUGCGGCGGUUCGUGCUAAGAUAUAUCAUUCUUCAUGUCACGGCUCUCCUGAUAAUAAGUGCUCUAUUGGUAGAGUGUCGGUAUGCAAAAGACAGUCAUAUAGGAGCAAUUGCAAUGCCAAGCUACGCGUUGCUAGAGAGGAUGUUGAAUCACCAUGGAAAGUUACUAUUUUUGACAAUCAACACAACCACAAGUUGCUCGACCCAAGUGAGAGUUACCUGCUCCGUUCUGCCCACAAUAUGUCUCAAUCGAAGAAGAUUUUGCUUGUAGCUUUGACGUCUAGUGGCAUUGGUGUUAGUCGUGCGUAUCGUUUCUUGGAGAAUGAAGCAGGAAGCCGUGCAAAUAUUGGAUUUCUGCGCAAGGAUGUGUACAACGUGCUCAAUAGCGAGCGUAGAGAAAUGUCAAAAGUUGCUAAUGCGGAUGCAAAUAAGCUGCUUGAGUAUUUCACCGACGAAGGAAAGAGUGACCCAUCAUUUUAUUGGCGGGUGAAGAUAUGUGAUGACGGACGCCUUAAGAAUUUAUUUUUUCGAGAUACAAGGUGCCUGGUUGACUACCAACAUUUCGGAGACGUUGUUUCUAUAGAUGCCACGUAUAAGACAAACAUGCACGACUUGGUUUGUGUUCCUAUCAUUGGAAUUAACCAUCAUCGUACGAAUGUGAUGUUUGCGAUGGCAUUCUUGUCGAAUGAGAAAACAGAAUCCUAUGAGUGGUUGUUUUCCACUUUUCUUGACGCGAUGUAUCGUAAGGAGCCGACUAUCAUUUUCUCCGACCAAGACAAGGCACUAAUGAAUGCUUUGGAUAACACAUUUUGCGGGGCGUCACACCGGCUAUGUCAGUGGCAUAUAAAUAAAAAUGCCGGGAAGCAAUUUGGUAAGUUGAAUUACGAUAAAGAUUUUAAGCAUUUGUGGUUCUGUUGUAUGAAUGGAUGCGAAAAUGCGGAAGAGUUUGACGCAACUUGGAAUAGCAUGAUGGAGGAGUUCAAUUUAUCACAAAAUAGAUGGUUUAAAACCAUGUAUAACCUUAGGAAGCGAUGGUCCUCCGCCUUCACGGUAGAGAAAUUUUCGGGUGGAUUGCAUGCAACAUCUAGAAGUGAGGUUACGAACAAGGUGAUUAAAGAAUUAUGUAGUAGUACCUCAAGUGUGUACGAAUUUAUACUUGGCUUUGAGAAGUUGCAGAAAAAUUGGCGUACUCGGGAGUUUGAGGAGGACGCAUUGUGUAGGGGCAUGCCGGGUAUGUUCAUUCAGGGAAGCGGUAUUUUGGUACAACUUGGUGAAUUAUGUACCCGAAAUAUUUUCAAGUUGUUUGAGGCCGAAAUUUUGAGUUCGGUAACUGUGAAAAUGGCGGAAGAACCACUUGAUUUAAAUGUUGAGGAGGCGGUGUUCAAGGUUUUUUCGUCAAGCGCUAUCAAAUGA
This is a messenger RNA of Salvia miltiorrhiza (redroot sage), 2139 nucleotides long. Its product is annotated as protein FAR1-RELATED SEQUENCE 5-like. The transcript has 2 exons. NCBI's taxonomy places the organism in Eukaryota, Viridiplantae, Streptophyta, Magnoliopsida, Lamiales, Lamiaceae. The coding region runs from base 1 to 2139 and encodes 712 amino acids. The record is from RefSeq and is a predicted model, not a curated record.